GAUUCCUAGCUCCCCAACUGACCCAAAGCCACUCUUUCCCGCAUUUUUUUCAGUUAUAUUUCCCGGCUUCUUCUUCGUCCAUUCCAACUACCAAGCACCUCUUCUUCUUCUUCUUCUUCUUCUUCUUCUUCUUCUCUUCUCUUAUUUUCUUUUUCUAUUUAAAUUUAAUCUUUCUCUUUCUGUGACUCUGUUUCCUGGUUUCUGGUUUUUCCGGCUAACGAGAAGCAGUUUCCCGGCAACCCCAAAUGGAGAGAGAACCCCUCCUUCCAUGCGUAAGCCCCGGCAAUAAACUAUCCCCACUCUCUAUAACGCCUCCCUCGCUCUGCCCUCUCCUGGAAGACGGUGAGAUAACUCUCCCCCUUACCACUACCCAACUCAAAGACCGUCUCAUCUUCGGCCCGUCCCCUUCUGCAAUCGAUUCCUCCUCUGAGUUCAUCGACGCCCUAGCCCUAGCCACCAACUCUCCCUGCUCCUUCCCUCUCUCAGACCCUCCUCCAGACCAACCUUCAUGUUUCACCGACCUCACUCGCCCAUUGAUCAAAACCAAUCUCCACCGCUCCAAGACCGCCCCCGCCAUGGCUGCUAUAAAUGAAGUCGAUCAUAAGCCGAUUCCCAAACCCCAAUUUGCCUCUACUUCGAUUGUCCGCCAGUCUUUUGUGCUUCUCGUCAUUUAUCUCACUCUGGGUGUGCUUAUAUACUCGUUUAAUCGAGAGAAUUUUUCGGUCACUGAGACCCAUCCCGUCGUCGAUGCGCUUUACUUCUGUAUUGUCACCAUGUGCACGAUUGGGUACGGUGAUAUCACGCCUACUACGACGCCGACGAAGGUGUUCUCGAUUAUGUUUGUGUUGGUUGGGUUUGGAUUCGUUGAUAUCUUGCUUACUGGGAUGGUCAGUUAUGUGCUGGAUUUGCAAGAGAGUAUGCUCCUGAGAGCUGUCAAAGGUGGGGGAGGGCAUGAUGCGAGGUCUUAUUUUGUUGAUGUGAAGAAGGGAAGGAUGAGGAUUCGAAUGAAGGUGGCAUUGGCUUUGGGGGUUGUCAUUCUCUGCAUUGGUGUCGGGACUGCUGUAAUGCAUUUUGUUGAGAGACUUGGGUGGUUAGAUUCGUUCUAUCUCUCUGUGAUGUCGGUGACGACAGUUGGGUAUGGUGACCAUGCAUUCAAGUCAUUGCAGGGACGUCUGUUUGCCUCAAUUUGGCUUCUUGUCUCAACGCUCGCUGUUGCUCGAGCUUUUCUUUACCUUGCUGAGGCACGGCUUGAUAAGCGGCACAGGAUGAUGGCGAAGUGGGUACUCCAUCACGAUAUGACCAUCGCCGAGUUUCUUGCAGCUGACAUUGACAACAAUGGUUGUGUGAGUAAAUCUGAGUUUGUCAUAUACAAGCUUAAGGAGAUGGGAAAGAUAGCAGAAAAAGAUAUCCUGCAGAUAUGUAACCAGUUUGACAGGCUAGACACGGGCAAUUGUGGGAAGAUUACACUUGCUGAUCUCAUGGAAAACCAUCGAUGAGUGGUGUUGGUGGAUUUUCCUUAGUAGAACAAAGUGUGGUGGCACUAUUAUGGAUAUCUUUAUGAGAAGUAUCCCUGGUUUGAAAAUCUUUCCAUCAAUUAGACGAGAAGGUCCUACUUUUAUGAAGUUAUUAGUAGUUCAAAGGUGCCACUUCCUGAUUGACAUAUAUUGCAAGCUUCCUUGCUGUUCUGUUGCACAUGCCUAUGGGUCUGCAUCACCCAUUUGAUGAGUUAUCUCUUGGAUACGGUAUGGUUUCUGGGAUAUCAUUCCACAUCCAUUUGGCCUUGGUUUUAUUGUCUACUAAAAGAUGGACCUUGUUUCCUAAGGUCCCAUGGUCCGCCUGUGGCUAUGGCCCAUGCAAACUAAGCUUUAGAGACUCGACACUCUGGUGGGCCGAUGGGCAAUGUGCUGAUUGUAAUUAAAGUGUUUGUAGUUUAUACACCACCAUGUUGGAUAAGGUACAUAUAGCAGUUAUUCUUUUUCAAAUAUACAAGGUACAAAAGGAGCCUCGGUGGUUCUCUGUUCAUGUUAUUUUUCUAUUUUUGCUUGUUUUCUGAAGGGGUUAGUUUCACCCCUCUGCAAGUAUACAUGAUGUAACUGUAUGUAAAAUUGCUCAAAUUGAGAAGAAUUUCAAUAAAGCAUU
Nelumbo nucifera (sacred lotus) is the source of this 2139-nucleotide messenger RNA. RefSeq names its product two-pore potassium channel 3-like. The record is from RefSeq and is a predicted model, not a curated record. Gene Ontology annotation, biological process: potassium ion transmembrane transport; GPI anchor biosynthetic process; stabilization of membrane potential. NCBI's taxonomy places the organism in Eukaryota, Viridiplantae, Streptophyta, Magnoliopsida, Proteales, Nelumbonaceae. Gene Ontology annotation, molecular function: potassium ion leak channel activity; outward rectifier potassium channel activity. Gene Ontology annotation, cellular component: plasma membrane; glycosylphosphatidylinositol-N-acetylglucosaminyltransferase (GPI-GnT) complex; plant-type vacuole membrane.